Molecule: messenger RNA, 2886 nt
Organism: Nymphaea colorata (pocket water lily)
Lineage: Eukaryota; Viridiplantae; Streptophyta; Magnoliopsida; Nymphaeales; Nymphaeaceae
Exons: 16
Coding region: 141-2741 (866 amino acids)
Biological process (GO): protein modification process
Source: RefSeq, a predicted model, not a curated record
UUGCAUUUUGCACUGGUUUCUCUUGACCACCCGCUCCCCCCCCACCCUACUCGGCUGCUCGCUUCCCUCGCUUCCGCUCACAAUUGAGCUCGGACGUAGUGGUGUAGCGGCGGCCGUGGAGUUUCUCGCUUACACAGGAAAUGGCGGUUAUCAAAGACUUCGAUGAGUUCGUGGGAGUUCAUGGCAUCCUUUUGGCUUCAUCGGGCAUUCCUUCAUGCCUCUACCACGAACUUUUCCUCAAGCUAUCUUCCGACAGGUUCGACGGUGGAAAUUUUUUCGAGAUCGAGUCAUGCGAAGACGGACGACAGAGGCGUCUCAUCCUCUCCUCAGAGUCGAUGAACAAAGACUCACACGUGUUCCUAGUAGAUCAUGCCUGGAGCUUCCGUCUUCCAGAUGCCCGUAAGCAGUUGCAAGAUGUCCAAGGAUUAGCUGAGAGGAUGGCUGUAUUGAUGUGUGUAGCUGAGGGUUCGGUCUCAACUUCUGCAGCAUUGAACAAUGAAGCAAAGGAACUGGAAGAUGGCAUUCCCAUAGAUAAUCCUAUGGAUGUUGUAAUGAGGAAAUUUGAUGAGUCCAGGGAAGGGGGUGAAGUUGUUCGAUGGCUGGAGCUCGAGGAGCUUGAUAUAGAUGACACUAUGUUGCUUUCAUUUGAUAUUCCUUCUAAGUUUCCGGACCUCCUUGCGCUCAACUUGUGGGGAAAUAAGAUCCAGAAUGUGGAAACUGUGAUCAAUGAAAUAACAAAGUGUAGAAGGCUGAGAGCAGUUUGGUUGAAUGAAAACCCGGUGGUUCAGAACUGUGGGGAUACAAUCAUGGAUCUGCUUCUGCAAGGUUUACCGGACUUGGAAAUCUAUAACUCAAAAUUCACCAGAAACUACACUGAGUGGGCUGUUGGCUUUGCUGCUGGAGUAUAUGGAUCUGAAAGGCCCUGUCUUGAUAAUGUUACAGAUCAGCUGGUGGACAUCACCAAUCUCGAUUUAUCAAAUAGAUGCAUCCACUGGCUAUCUAAUAAGGUUUUUAGUCCCACAGCAAUGCCUUUGCUCCAAAAUUUGAAUAUUCGAGGGAACCCUUUGGACGAGGGUUCUUCUCCUGACUUAUUUAAGCUCCUAAGAGGUUUCAACUGUUUGCAGUCGUUGGAGGUGGAUAUUCCUGGUCCUUUGGGGAGGAAUGCAGUUGAAAUUAUUGAAUCACUUCCUCUGUUAUCCUCACUGAAUGGCACACCAGCAUCAAAAAUCACUGAAGAUGAAAAAGAGAUUGUUGAUUCAAUCCUUGAACCUCGUCUCCUUGAAUGGGAUGCUGGAGAACCACUUAUAGAACGUGUUAUGAGUGCGAUGUGGUUUUACAUGAUGACAUAUAGACUUGCUGAUGAACAGAAGAUUGAUGAAACUCCAGUAUGGUAUGUUAUGGAUGAACUUGGAUCAGCUUUGAGGCACAGUGAUGAGCCAAAUUUCAGAAUAGCUCCUUUCCUCUACAUGCCUGAGGGUAAACUAGCAUCAGCAAUAAGUUUUUCUCUUUUGUGGCCGAUAAAAAAUGUUCGUCAGGGAGAUGAAUGCACCCGUGAUUUCUUAUUUGGAAUAGGAGAAGAUAAGCAACGAUCUGCUAGGCUCACUGCUUGGUUUUGUACCCCACAGGGGUAUUUUAUACAGAAGUAUAAGAAGUAUGUCCAUCUACUUGAGUCAACCAGAUUUUGUCGACCUCUCUUAGAGGCACCUGUGACAAACAGUAUACUGCCAAGUGAUGGUCGUGCACUUCAUGUAUACACUGAUAUACCCCAAGUUGAUGAAUUUCUGACUCGCAAAGAAUUCGUGCUGACUAAUGACCCUAAAGAUGCUGACAUUAUUUGGACUAGCUUUCAAGUGGAUGAAGAAAUAAAGAAUACCAUCGGAAUCAAAGACCAUCAGUACAUAAACCAGUUCCCUUUUGAAGCUUGUCUGGUCAUGAAACACCAUUUGGCCGAGACAAUUCACAAGGCACAUGGUUUACCAGAAUGGCUGCAGCCUACUUAUAACUUGGAAGCACAACUCUCUGAACUCAUUGGUGAUUACCAUAUCAGAAAAAAUGAAGGCUUUGACAAUCUGUGGAUUUUAAAACCAUGGAAUAUGGCUCGAACAAUUGAUACCACUGUUACGGGAGAGCUACCUGCUAUAAUCAGGCUAAUGGAAACUGGCCCAAAGAUAUGUCAGAAGUAUAUUGAGCAUCCAGCGUUAUUUAAGGGAAGAAAAUUUGAUCUCCGCUAUAUUGUCUUGGUCCGCAGUAUGAGGCCAUUGGAGAUUUUUCUUUCUGACGUUUUCUGGGUCAGACUUGCGAAUAACAUCUAUACACUUGACAAAAGCAGUUUUUUUGAGUAUGAAACUCAUUUCACUGUCAUGAAUUAUAUUGGAAGACUGAAUCACAUGGCUACCCCAGAAUUUGUUAUGGAGUUUGAGAAAGAGCAUCAAGUAAAAUGGCUAGAUAUUCAUCAGAGAACCUGCAACAUGAUUCGAGAAGUAUUUGAAUCAGCCGUUGUGGUCCAUCCAGAAAUGCAUUGUUCAUCUUCAAGGGCAAUUUAUGGUGUAGACGUGAUGCUUGAUUCCUCUUUCCAGCCAAAACUGUUGGAGGUUACUUACUGCCCAGACUGUACUAGAGCGUGCAAGUAUGACACACAAGCAGUUGUUGGCAGUCGCAAACAUAUUAAAGGGCGUGAUUUUUUUAACGACGUUUUCGGUUGUCUGUUUCUGGGAGAAAGUACGAGCUGUACACAGCUUUAACCAACCUAAGCAGCUGGCCAUAAGGCGAUAAACCUUGACUUCAUAUUGGACGGGGAAGCUCCCAAUCACGUCCUGCAAUUUUCAAGUGAGGCGCCAAUUUGAGUACUCUUGGUCGAAGCUAUUGGAAAUGUGGAAAGGUGGAGAC